UAUUCAGAUUUUUUGGAUAACGUGAAUUUUAUUUCUUUUAGUUAUUGAAGUAUCGUUCAAUAACUAUGCGUUUAUUUCUUGUUAAAAUUGUAUUUUUAUCAUAGGUUGGUCAGUAUCAUACUUGUAUAAACCCAUCUCAACACCAGUGUUGUGAGCCAAGAGUGCCUUUCGUUUAAGUUAUAUGUUUGACAUUUUGCGCUUAGGUGGUUGGCUCGGUAGUCACGCGAUUAAGGGAUCUUUUUAGAUAUUAUUGUACAAAUGUAUGCACCCUAAAGCAGUUGUGUAGGUGUGAAACUACUACAACUAAUAUACAGCAACUUCAAAAGGCUCCAACAUCCUCUCUCAAUAUCCAUCUCGUUAUUUUCAACGUUGCUACUAAUGGUUCGGUCGUGCUGCAUGAAGGUCAAAUGAUUGCUGAUGUCGUAUUUACCUACAACGAUCACUUCCACGUUCUAGCUCUAUGGAUGAAGGAGACGACAGUAAGGUUACAGUGUAAUAUGGAGAAUAUAUGUAUAGAUGGGGUGCGAUGACGGGACUACGAGGUUUUAGUCGGUGUGAUAAAUAUGACAAAAUGGCGGUCGAUCGCAAGUCGCUCGUGCGGAUAGUCGGAUUUGUCUUGGUAAAAGAGAAUUGGGCGGAAGACCAGCCGCCGCCCACUACGGUGAGCGGUUGUGCCACCUAAAACAUGUCCGCCGUCGCCAUAGCCGCCGCCGGUGACUCCACCACCACUCCACCGCUCAUGCGUAUCACGAGUUGCUGGCAUACCUAUUUAAUUUAUCAUAAACGACACUGUUCAUUAUUGUUGACGGUGUAGUUGAUGUACAGAACACGAAAUUACGAAUCAGAAAUGGCCGUAAACAAAGGAAUUGCCCCUGAACCUACCAUUAAUCUUAAAGUUCAUGGACAAAAUAAUUAUUUUGUCCAAUUCAGGAUGAAGAUACAUACUCCUAUGAAAAAGCUCAUGAAAGCUUAUUGUGAAGGAGCUGCUUUAGAUAUUGCAACAUUAAGAUUCCAAUUUGACGGACAAUCAUUUUCUGGCGAAGAUACUCCAUUUUCUUUAGAACUUGAGGACGGUGAUAUUAUUGAAGUCUUCCAACACCGGGCUGGUGUCGAUGGAAUUUGGAACAAGCCGAGCACAUCAAGGGAAGAAAAAACAACUCCUUACAAAAUAUCUGAAAAGAAAAUAAUUCAAAAAGAAGUUGCAAAAAUGAAUAUUACAACAACUAGCAAAACACCUUUAGUCGGUGUUAUUCAUCCAACAAAUGCUACCAAUAGUGUAGCCAAUGAUAAAGUAGAGACUGGUCCCCUGAAUGGUGCAUUAGACAAUGCUGGGGUUGCACAUUCGCCUGAAGAAUUAGACAUGCCUGUCGAUUCAAAUGAACAAACAUACUGUUUAUGCAAACAAGUUUCUUAUGGUAAAAUGAUAGCCUGCGAUAACUCAUGUUGUCCAAUUGAAUGGUUCCAUUUUGGAUGUGUUAAAGUAACUACCGAGCCCAAAGGAAAAUGGUUCUGUCCGAAAUGUAAAACAAACAAAAUGAAAAAAUAACUCAUUUUAAAAAUGGAUAAGUUUUUAAUUUUAUACAUACA
This is a messenger RNA of Rhopalosiphum maidis (corn leaf aphid), 1587 nucleotides long. Its product is annotated as chromatin modification-related protein YNG2-like. Gene Ontology annotation, cellular component: nucleus. Lineage: Eukaryota; Metazoa; Arthropoda; Insecta; Hemiptera; Aphididae. Gene Ontology annotation, biological process: regulation of DNA-templated transcription. The transcript has 9 exons. The record is from RefSeq and is a predicted model, not a curated record. The coding region runs from base 818 to 1546 and encodes 242 amino acids.